AUGGACAGCAACGUCAAAAAUAAGAUAUCUACAGACGAGAAUCGUCGCAGCGACAAGAAUCGUCACAGCGACGAGAAUCGUCACAGCGAUGAGAAUCGUCACAGCGACGAGAAUCGUCACAGCGACGAGAAUCGUCACAGCGACGAGAAUCGUCACAGCGACGAGAAUCGUCACAGCGACGAGAAUCGUCACAGCGACGAGAAUCGUCACAGCGACGAGAAUCGUCACAGCGACGAGAAUCGUCACAGGCGAGCGACGGAGAAUCGUCACAGCGACGAGAAUCGUCACAGCGACGAGAAUCGUCACAGCGACGAGAAUCGUCACAGCGACGAGAAUCGUCACAGCGACGAGAAUCGUCACAGCGACGAGAAUCGUCACAGCGACGAGAAUCGUCAACAAGACGACGAGAAUCGUCACAGGACGAAUCGCCAGGACGAGAAUCGUCACAGCGACGAGAAUCGUCACAGCGACGAGAAUCGUCACAGCGACGAGAAUCGUCACAGCGACGAGAAUCGUCACAGCGACGAGAAUCGUCACAGCGACGAGAAUCGUCACAGCGACGAGAAUCGUCACAGCGACGAGAAUCGUCACAGCGACGAGAAUCGUCACAGCGACGAGAAUCGUCACAGCGACGAGAAUCGUCACAGCGACGAGAAUCGUCACAGCGACGAGAAUCGUCACAGCGACGAGAAUCGUCACAGCGACGAGAAUCGUCACAGCGACGAGAAUCGUCACAGCGACGAGAAUCGUCACAGCGACGAGAAUCGUCACAGCGACGAGAAUCGUCACAGCGACGAGAAUCGUCACAGCGACGAGAAUCGUCACAGCGACGAGAAUAGUCACAGCGACGAGAAUCGUCAAAGCGACGAGAAUCGUCACAGCGACGAGAAUCGUCACAGCGACGAGAAUCGUCACAGUAUGUCAAUUUUUGUAUGA
Bradysia coprophila is the source of this 936-nucleotide messenger RNA. Its product is annotated as protein starmaker-like. The record is from RefSeq and is a predicted model, not a curated record. NCBI's taxonomy places the organism in Eukaryota, Metazoa, Arthropoda, Insecta, Diptera, Sciaridae.